GAGUGUAACUUUCUUCGGGUUCAUUACGUAGUCGCACGUUGCCGAGCGUAGAACGUAACGUACCGUGGGCUUUUUGUUUGAGGUCUUGGGAAGAUCUCUUUUUUCUCGGAGUCGAAGUAAGAGGUCGCGUAUUUUGGUCGUUGUUUCGUUGGGUGCAUGUGCGAAGUGUCGAACCGUCGCCGUCGGAAUAGCCUUCGCCCCGUGUGUCAAGUGGGUCGUCCAAAAUAGACCACCACACGCCGAUUUGCCGCGACUUGCCAACACGCGACUUGAGUCAGUUUCGAGUGCGUUUAGAGCUGAGCCGAACCGAUCCGAAACGAAGAAUCUCGUGAACAGAAACGUGAUUGUUGACGAAUCGAAAAAGGAAGAAAACCGAUAUCGGUAAAGGCCAACGUACAGUCUCGGUGCGUGUGCAUGGGGCUCUCUAGCAAAGUGGAGUGGAAUUAAUGAAAUUACAAUCCAUUUCUGUGGUUUCCAAUUGUUCAACAAACGUGUGCAAGGUGGAAGAAGGAAAUCGAGAGAAUAAUAAUACCGAUGGCCUGUGUGUGAUUGUGGAGAAGAGUGAUAGAUCGUGGAUCGUUUGAAGAAGUUGAAGAAGGACGUAAACUUGGAAGAAACCGGUUUCAAUUCGAUCUUCGAGCUGAUGUUGUUAUUCAUGCACGGGCGUACUCAUUCUUGCCGGAGCAAAUCUUCACUAACGUCAUCAUCAUCACCACCAUCAUCGUUAUUAUCGAUUAGUUGGCUCCGUACGGCAACUAGAGAGCGUUCUCCACACACGUCGACCUAGGAAGCUAGUCGAGCUGGCUGGCGCUGCUUGCUUACUGCUGCAGAUGAAGGAUAUUUAAACUAACAAAAUCCGUUCAUGAAUGAUGAUUCUAUCGCGCAGUAUUUUGAUAAAUUUUAAUUUAAGGCAGUGAAUCGUCUACGCUUUCUUUCACUGUUUCCCAAUCGGCGUGUUUCCGGCCGGCGAACGGGUUGCGAUAGUAUCGCACCCAGUACCCUAGUUUCGAAGCAGGCUUCCAGGAGACCUCCUCCAGUGGCAUAGUGAAUUAAAAAGAAGAAGAAGAAGAAAAAUACGAAGUGUGCAGCAUCGAUUUUCAACGAGCUCCACUUCCCCGAUCGACCGACGAUUGUUACACUUUAUACACCUAUAUUUAUCUAUUUAUUUUUUAUCGUGAGUCGAUAAGUGCGUGAUAAGUAAGCACAAGUUUGGUUUUAUACAUUUCAUCUACUCUGAUUACUGUGGAUCGCGUUUGGUGCGGAUCGACGAAAAAGUGUGCGUUGCAGUGUGGUGUGUGCAUUGUAGGAAAGGAAGAAAAUUAAAAGCGUCGAUCGUCUCGACAACAAGUGUGUGGUUUUUUGUUCGUUACACAAGAAGAAAAUCAAAGAUCCGAGGGGUGAAAGUGAAGUUGGUGAUAAUUUGUUGCUGACCCGACCGAUCGUCGUCGGCGCACACCACCGACAGGGAGUGGAAGAUAAUCAAAAAGUGGGGUCAGUCCGAGCUGCCGAGCAGCAGGAAGUGAUUAGCCCACGGAGAGCGCUGUGGGGCCGGUUUUUUAAGGUUCAUCACUUUGUGAGGUGCGCGGAACCGGAGCAGUUGCUGCAAUUCCCCAACUAACAACCACCUCUACCACUACCGCAGACCCAAAACAUGAAAAUGGUGUUGUCACAACGGCAGCGCGAGGAGCUUAACCAAGCGAUUGCCGACUAUCUGGGAAGCAAUGGAUACACAGACGCUUUGGAGGCUUUCAGAAAAGAGGCAGAUAUGCCCAACGAAAUCGAGCGGAAGUACGGUGGACUGCUGGAAAAGAAGUGGACCUCAGUGAUACGGCUACAGAAGAAAGUGAUGGAACUGGAGGCAAAGCUGUCCGAGGCCGAAAAAGAAGCCAUCGAGGGUGCCCCGACAAAAGCCAAACGCACACCCACCGAUUGGAUACCGAGGCCUCCGGAAAAGUUUGCCCUAACGGGUCACCGAGCCACAGUCACCCGGGUGGUGUUUCAUCCCGUGUUCAGUAUGAUGGCUUCGGCGUCCGAGGAUGCCACGAUCAAAAUCUGGGACUUUGAAACGGGAGAAUACGAACGGACACUCAAGGGGCACACCGACUCCGUUCAGGAUCUUGCAUUUGACUCACAAGGAAAAGUGUUAGCCUCCUGCAGUUCGGACCUGUCGAUCAAGCUGUGGGACUUCCAGCAGACGUUCGAGUGCGUCAAAACGAUGCACGGUCACGAUCACAACGUAUCGUCCGUGUCGUUCGUUCCUGCCGGUGAUUACCUGCUGUCGGCGUCGCGGGACAAAACCAUCAAAAUGUGGGAAGUGGCCACCGGGUACUGCGUCAAAACGUUCACCGGUCACCGGGAAUGGGUCCGGAUGGUGCGGGUCAACGUCGAUGGUUCGCUGAUGGCAUCCUGCUCAAACGACCACUCGGUUCGCGUCUGGCAGACCAAUUCCAAGGAGUGCAAGGCCGAACUGCGAGAACACGAAAACACAGUCGAGUGUAUUGCCUGGGCGCCGGAAUCGGCUGCGGCGGCCAUCAACGAAGCCGCCGGAGCCGACAACAAGAAGGGAGCGCACCAGGGACCGUUCCUCGCAUCGGGAUCUAGAGAUAAGACCAUUAGGAUUUGGGAUGUCAGCUCCGGGCUGUGCCUGUUCACACUCGUCGGUCAUGACAACUGGGUACGGGGCAUCGUGUUCCAUCCUGGUGGCAAGUACAUGCUUUCCGCCAGCGAUGACAAAACGUUGCGCAUCUGGGACCUCCGCAACAAGCGCUGUAUGAAGACCCUCUAUGCUCACUCGCACUUCUGUACAUCGCUCGAUAUGCAUAAGUCACAUCCGUACGUCAUAUCGGGCAGCGUGGAUACGACAGUUAAGGUCUGGGAGUGUCGCUAAGCACGAAUCGCUUGCGUAUUCGUAGAAAGUUUUCUUCUUUUGUACUCGAUAGUGAUGAAAUGAAUCAACACACUCACACAAACACUUGCAUACAUACACCAACUAAAGCAGAGCAGCGUAAGGGAGCAGUAGAGCGAGCGCAGCUGAGCAGCCAACCGUGUAAGAAGAGGUAAUUCUAUUUGAUAAGCAGCAUACUAUUUCAGUAACAACAACCACAUACAAGGCAAAAUAUACAUUCAUAUUCUACAUAAACGUCAAACACCUACACAUAACAAGGGUAACAGAACAUGGUAUAACUAUUACAGUUGCAGUGACUACCACAGCAAAAUACAACAACUUAAACAAAAGUAAAAUAUUCGAAAAUAAAACCAGUUUCUUUCAAACCCGCUUCAAUUCCAAACAGAAGUAACACUUAUUCAAAAACCAGCAACAAAAAACGAUUACAAAAGCUGAAAAAGUUUCGAAAGCUGUCAACCUAAAAACAUGGGACACAUGAGCAAAUUACUCCGAAACAAUAGCCGGACGAAGGCGGAUGAAAAAAAGCUAUAACAACAUAUUAUCAUAUUAUAUUCUUAUAAUUACACUAUUCCUAGAAGGUAGACAUCAUAUUUGAAAACUUUGAAGCAAGAAAAAAGCGAUGGAGCGUAUAAUUCGCGAGAUGAGGGGGAUUUGGUUGGGACAGGGCAUGACAGGCAAACACAUAACAUUCAAACACAUGGACGCAGACGGAUACGGGAACAGACGAAAACGGAAUGUCAAGUAACAUUUCUGGUUUUGGAACAGUUUUGAAGACUGAUUUCGAUCAUCAAAACCGCUAUAAAACCUAACAUGUUACUUGAAGUGGUCACGGGACUUGUUGAGACAGAUAAUAAGACGCAAACACAAAUACACACGCAUACUAACCUCUGAGAAAUCAAGGAGAACGAUUUACAAAUGGGUGCAACGAAUGUUUGUUGAUUAUUUCUCUCUUAGUCGUCGUGUCAAGUUGAUUCGUACGAUUAGCAUCGAAAAGUGCGUUGCCAAAAGUGCGUUGAAAGAAUUUCCUGUUCUUGUCGAAAUCGCUUAUAUGGAUGAGGAACAACGCCUAGAUUGCGUUUCUUGGUGAUAUAGAUUCCAUUGAUGUGUUCUUUGUUGAAGUACUAGUUUUGUAGAGGAAGACUCAUUGUUAUUUAUUAAAGGUUGUUCUAUUACAGUGGAAUUUAAUAAGUGCUCCGCGAGUCUUACAUCAACAAUCCCUCAAUUAAUGGGUCACAAGCUAGAUUUUUUUUCGAUAAUUCAUUUAGGUUGAGAUGCUUUGCACUUUUGUUAGAUGAUGCAAAGCUGUAGUAGUAAUCGAACGUCCUAAAUUGGUGUAUAGGUGGGCUAUACAUAAUGUUAAUUCUCAUUUCAAGGAGGAUUCUGGUAUGGGGGGGUCGAAGACCCCUCCUAGACACCUCUUUUCAGCACCAAAGAGGAUUAUCUGUAGAAUUCUAUUGCUUUAAAUCAACGAUGAUCCGUGUUCCAUUGUUCAAAACGAACAUCGUAAGACGCUUUUGUCGGAAUUUUGUUCUUAACUGUACCUGUUCAUUUCACAUUGAUCUUGUAAUGGUUAUUCCAAAACGUAUAAAUCGUUUGAUAUAUUGUCUAAAUAUUCUGAAAUGUCGCUAUAAAUAAUGAAAGUUGUUCAGUUUCUAUGUGUGAAACGGUAAAAAACAUGCAAAUAAUUAGAAAAUGUUGUCUAAUCUAGUACUGCUUUAUUGGCCUGGAGUACUACUGCCUCGAUGUUUUUUUUUCAUGGAAAAUAAUAAGUAAUAAUGGUACUAAAAUUGCAGAGAAAAACUAGUACCGGAAAUAUGAUGUAAUGCUUUGGUAAAGCCUUUUUGGAAUGUGUUCUAGUACUGCCGAGCAUAACCAAUGCAGCCUACUGUUUUGCGCUGCUCAGUUUCAAUUCCACUAAUCCUGCUGCUGCCAUAACCAUGCUUCGAUGGUUAGUGUGGUUUGUGUUGUGUUGAUUUUUUGUAAAUAUUAAUAUAAUUAUAUACCUACUUUCCUAGUUCAACGCUAGUAACUCUAUUCAGUGAUGGGCUCCGAAAUAUCACGUAUACCGCAAGCACCUUAGCAAAUUCGUUACAAUAACUUCUCUUCUGUAUGAAUGACCGCACUGUUUUGCCACUUCAUAGUGAUAGUAUAGAACCAGAGUAACACAACCGCUAGCCGAUAGAUUCGAGAGUACGCUUGAGACCCGCUGAGUGUGGAUAUCCGGGUGUGAUUUCAAUGCGUGCCGAGUUAAGAAACGAACAACACAUACACGUAGGAGAAAAUAAUCUUCAAAUACAUUCAAUCCAUUUUGUAAAAAGUGCAUCCAUUACACUGAAUUUCAACUUUACUGACUCACUUACACACAUCGGGGAAUACGAGUUAAUUGAGAAUUGAGCGUCUAGAAGCGAUGGUUAUUAAAUUAUUAAUUACAAUUAGAGUUAGAAUUACAUAAAGUAAAACAAAAAUAUUAGAACUACAUAGAUAUAGCUAACCGAGAGAAAAUGAAAACCAGAAAAUCUGCAUUCUUAAGUGAAACAUGUUUUAAUUGAAGAAAUGAAGAGGAAAUAACUUAUAUACAUAAUGUUGCUUUAAAUUUGAUGAGUUGAUUCUCUAUUCUAAACGUUUAAGCUUGCUGGAAAUUAAAAAUCGUAGCAACAUUGAACUGCUUCUUUACUCGAUCGUGCUGGUUUUGGAAAGGACGAUCCUCUGCUGGAAAAUGAUUAGUUUCAAUAGUCGUAGAAUGAUAGCAACGCGAAUGUAUUUUUCUAAGAAUAUUCCCAGCAGCAUGGAAAGAGACCUGUUAAUGCACCCUCGAUUGAAAACCUUGCUUAAAUCGAUACACUGUCCUAUUCUAGGUAACUCCUAGCAAAAGUGCCGCGCGCAAUGAUAGAAUCAUAGCUUUUGCUAUAAUUUUGUAAACUUUUUAUAAUUGUUUGCAACGCCACAGCAGUCCCAGUCCUCUAUUCCACUCUGUGGAACUGCAGAAUGGGUACUUUGAUUCGCUUUGAAAAAGUUCUGAUAAUAUAGUUACGGGCUAAUUAUUUUGAGUCUUUUUUAUGUUACAACAACACUUUGGCUACGAAAGAUCUACUUGCGGUGGUUGCCAAGAAAUUUAAAACCCAAAAUUUGAUUCUAAACUGGAAAAGUUUUCUGUAAUUUGAUGUAACGGAAGAAAUUAAAAAUUGUCUGAGCAAACUAUUCGAAACAUUCCCUUAAAUUAACUAAAAAGUUUCUUCAGUUUCUUCCAUUUACCUCCAACCAAAAACGCCUCACCGACAAAAGCGAUUUGAUUUUGUUUUUCAGCGUUCCAGCAAAUAAAAUUUACAAUCGUCACUAGUCGAACUUCCCAUAUGAGGCAUUUCAUACCGUAUUAUUUCAAGAUUAACAAGACUUCUAGCUUGGCAACCCCCACUCAUUAGACUUUCGCUACCAAUAGAUGAGAUUGUCAUUCGAACUUACCACCUAGACACCUUCGAAAACGAUUGACCAGAAGAACCAGCAGAACAUUAAAUUGUGAAACGAAUAUUUACUUUUAGCCGGAAGCAGCUAACGCGUAAACUUGUAGUUCUUUUGAAGAGAGUGCAAAUACUUUUAGGGUUAGGUUUUUAGCGAUGGAUGAUUUGAAAGACGAGAAAGAAAGAAAAAAAAAACGAUAAUGAAAGAGCAACCAAACGAUUGAUCAACUACUACUCAUGGAAGAAGAAUAAACUCAACUGGAACUAAGCUUUUCGGAUACGAUGAAUGAAACAUAAUAAAACUAAACACUGGAAAGGAAUGAUUGGUAAAAUCGACCUGUGAAAAAUCGAAUCACUUUAAAGAAUUUCACUUAAAACAAGCAAAAUCAAACAUAACUUACAGAAUAACAGCAAAACACAUCAAACACAAACAACAGUUUAAGAACAACUAAACAACAAAAACAAGUGGUUUAAAUACAAAACAUAUGCAACUUUGCAAACAAGCAAACAUAUUUCCAAAAAAAAUGACAACAACUGCAAAAUUAAAUCUGAUUCUAAGAUGUGACAACAGCAUACUUUUCUUUGUAAAUACUAUUGAAAAUGGUAAUAAAAUAUAUUUAAAACAGUCA
Aedes albopictus (Asian tiger mosquito) is the source of this 6989-nucleotide messenger RNA. RefSeq names its product lissencephaly-1 homolog (gene Lis-1). The record is from RefSeq and is a predicted model, not a curated record. Gene Ontology annotation, molecular function: microtubule plus-end binding; dynein complex binding. Lineage: Eukaryota; Metazoa; Arthropoda; Insecta; Diptera; Culicidae. The coding region runs from base 1652 to 2887 and encodes 411 amino acids. Gene Ontology annotation, cellular component: cytoplasmic microtubule; neuronal cell body; microtubule associated complex. Gene Ontology annotation, biological process: vesicle transport along microtubule; establishment of mitotic spindle orientation; retrograde axonal transport. The transcript has 7 exons.